Molecule: messenger RNA, 802 nt
Organism: Solanum stenotomum
Lineage: Eukaryota; Viridiplantae; Streptophyta; Magnoliopsida; Solanales; Solanaceae
Product: NADH dehydrogenase [ubiquinone] iron-sulfur protein 4, mitochondrial
Exons: 5
Coding region: 132-602 (156 amino acids)
Biological process (GO): electron transport chain
Source: RefSeq, a predicted model, not a curated record
UAUGUGAGCAGAGUAUUAUAUGCGUGAAUUUAUACGAGGCAAACGCCACAUCACCGUGAAAAUAAAAAUACAAAGGGCAAAGUAAUUUUUCUGGCUUCAUCACUUCAGCCGGAUUCUAUCAUCUCAGGGAAAUGGCUAGCUCUCUCCGACGAAUAGCGACGCAUUCCUCUCAAGCCGCCUGGAGAUCCUCUCUGACGCCGAUAUGGAGACAAUUUGCGUCAGAAGCGUUGGUCGAAAUCAAACCCGGAGAGAUCGGUAUGGUCUCUGGUAUUCCAGAUGAACAUCUUCGUAGAAGGGUUGUGAUUUUCUCACCUGCUCGGACUGCUAGUCAACAGGGCUCUGGAAAAGUUGGCAGAUGGAAAAUCAAUUUCAUGUCUACCCAGAAAUGGGAGAAUCCAUUGAUGGGGUGGACAUCCACAGGGGAUCCAUAUGCCAAUGUUGGUGAUUCAGCACUUAGUUUUGAGAGUGAAGAAGCUGCAAAAGCAUUUGCUGAAAAGCAUGGCUGGGAAUAUACGGUUAAGAAACGACACACACCAUUGUUAAAGAUCAAGUCAUAUGCGGACAACUUCAAGUGGAAGGGACCUCCCAAGACAGCAGAAUAAUUUAUUUUCUACUUCAAUUCAAGUACUUGAGGUGCUUGUGGAUGUUCUACCCCAAUGCCUUGCAUUUUUUUUUUCUUUUUCUUCACCUUCUCUAAAGUUGGGCAGAUUUCCUUCAUGAAGGAUUUAAUAAAUCAAACUUAUGAAAAAUCCACAAGUACAUGUAAUGUCUUAAAACCUUUAUGAAGCAAUUUCCGGGUGUU